GUGGUUUGCUCUGUGUCAUGAUGCUCGAAGAUGCUUUCCUCGACCCAAACUCCAGGCCUAAGAACAAGAAAACCAGAAGAGCUACGAUAUGCUAGAACUCGAGUAGACCAAGGGUGGGAAUGGUUUUGAAGUUGUGUCACUUCGCCAGUGAGUGUGCUCUAAGAGCAAGGAAACGUGAAUAAACAAGUCAAUAGCUGAGGAAAUUGGCUACUCGAGCGCAGGAUAACGAGUAGGCUUCUCUAGGUCCCAAACACGCGUCCGUCUUGGGAUUUAGCAUCUAGUUUGGAACCUGGCGAGAUAGGUUCGAGUGAUCGUGGUCCUUCGAAAAUUAUCUUGACUGUCGUUUAUUUCAUGGUGUGCCUACGUCAUAGUGUUGCUCUUCAAAAAAUUUAAGCUCAACGUUCUAACUUUUGUCGUCAAACAAGACGGCUUUUGAAACAAUUGGCAAAGUUUGGUGCAAGUUCAUGACAUGUUAUCCUUAGCAUGAAUACUGAAUAUCAUUCAAGGGGGACCCUCAAUCUUGUCUCUUAGACCCUGGCAUUCAUAAAAUAAUAAGAAAAAUACACCUUCCAUCAACGCUGGUUAUAACUCCAGCUUCAAUAAUAUCCGGUGGAUGCACUCUAAAUUGCCCUGUUUUCGCGCACCGGGCCUGUAUAUCGAAAGAUGUCUCUCCUGCAGUGUUUGUUCAACCCACAUCCUGCUGCAUAGUAAAUAUCACUUGUCAAGUGUGCCGAGAAGCUCUGAUGUUCCGUUGUGACUCGCUCCAGCUCUCAAAGUGGUGAAGGUGUAUGAAAAGCAAUUGUUAAAAGACACCUGCGUGGAUCAGCCACCUUCACUAGGCCCCCGGGUUUGUAUUGGCGUCAAACGAGGAACCGAUCGAUUUAUCUACACCUAUGUUAGUGUGAGAAGUGGAACAUUCAAAAUGGAGGGCUCCAUGAAAUGCAUCAAGUAUCUCCUCUUCACGUUCAACCUGUUCUUCGUGUUGACCGGGUUGAUUCUGAUCGUGACGGGCGGGGUUAUUCAAAGCAUAUACUCGCAAUAUCUCGACUUUCUGGGCAAUAGCAUCUUCAAUGCUCCCAUUCUAUUGGUGGUCAUGGGCUGCUUCAUCUUCUUUGUCACCUUCUUUGGAUGUUGUGGAGCUAUCAAGGAAAACUAUUGCAUGAUCAUGACCUUCUCUGUUUUGCUGGCUCUCAUUUUCAUGAUCGAACUUGGUUGCGGUAUUGCAGCCUAUGCCAUGAAAAGCGAGGUCCGCUCGACGAUUGAAACACAAAUGGAGAAGGGCCUCAUGAACUAUGGACGCAAGGGAUACACUGGAGUCACAGAAACGUGGAACGUCGUCCAACAUGAGUUGAAGUGUUGUGGCGCUCAAGAGUACCGAGAUUGGGAAAACACGACGUUCUCCCAAGACAAAUCGGUCCCGGAUUCCUGUUGCCUUUCUGACGUUGAAGGAUGUGGAAAUGGAAUCUUAGGAAUGCCCGACCAAGCGCCCAAGAUCAUUUACACCAAGGGAUGCUUGAACAAAUUGGAGGAGGUCGUCUCGGUGAAUAUUGCUACUGUGGGCGGAGUAGGAAUUGGGAUUGCCAUGGCACAGUUUGUGGGCAUCGUUUUUGCUUGUCUCUUGGCCAAGACCAUCAAAAAAGAAUAUGAAAUGGUUUAAGAGAAGGUGUCCCAUAACAGCUUUAAACCAAUCUCAAUGACGAAUUUCUUUGAAGAACCAGGUUGCAAAUCAAACUAUCAAAGAACAAACUAGUAGUUAAGAGCAAAGAGGAACCCUUUGCGCUAUUCUUUUUAUAGUUCAUCGAGUUACUUUGUUCCACUACAAGUACUUAUCAUACAAUAAUCCUAGUUCACCUCCACGCGUGCCUUUUCACUCCCCCAAAUCCGAUAACGAAACCUAAUCAACAAAUUACGAAUACCCCGUUUCCCUUUUCCUUCGCGUUCCAUCCCAUUUCUUCCUCUUUCUGGUGGAACAGUCUCUUUCGACUGAGAACCCCAACCCUGUUGUACUGUAGAGUUCCCAAUCAAACCCAAGACUUGGAAACCCGAACAGACCAAAUGUGGCUUAGCUAUCAUCAAAUAAACAGACGUGAAAUCAAAAAUAUCGAUUGCAUUGCCAAAGAAAGAGAAGCAUAAUCAAAGUCCAUUUUCUAUUGUCUCAAUCAAAAAAGAUUCGCCUCAACGAAUGUCAUCCUUCCCCUUGGAACCCUUCCAGACUUCGGUCAAUUUGGAUAACGCCAACGAAAGGGAGAUCAUUGGAAAUCAAAGUCAAACUUAUAGUCUAUCGAAUUAACCAACAAUUGGCUCAAGAGCUUCUACAUUAAUAGAGAGUUGUAAAUUAUGCGAAUAAACUGAGAGAGAUCGCCCGA
Tigriopus californicus is the source of this 2366-nucleotide messenger RNA. RefSeq names its product CD63 antigen-like. The record is from RefSeq and is a predicted model, not a curated record. The transcript is spliced from 6 exons. The coding region runs from base 923 to 1657 and encodes 244 amino acids. NCBI's taxonomy places the organism in Eukaryota, Metazoa, Arthropoda, Copepoda, Harpacticoida, Harpacticidae. Gene Ontology annotation, cellular component: membrane.